Messenger RNA from Sitodiplosis mosellana (orange wheat blossom midge), 923 nucleotides. Its product is annotated as 26S proteasome non-ATPase regulatory subunit 10-like. The coding region runs from base 155 to 853 and encodes 232 amino acids. The transcript has 3 exons. Gene Ontology annotation, molecular function: protein binding. Gene Ontology annotation, cellular component: nucleus; cytoplasm. The record is from RefSeq and is a predicted model, not a curated record. NCBI's taxonomy places the organism in Eukaryota, Metazoa, Arthropoda, Insecta, Diptera, Cecidomyiidae.
CUUUGAAUAUAGAAUAUUCGUAUUUACAUUAUAUUUACAAUAUAGAACAAGAAUGUGGCGCCACCGCGUGACAUUUUUAAGUUCUGACAAAUGUCAUAAUUGUACCUUUGUGCAAAACAUUGAAGAGUAAAUCCAGACCGAAUUUCCAAUUAAAAUGGCUGCGAAAGUUGAUCUAAUGCAAAUUGCAUCAGAGGAUUUUGUCGAGUCUGAAUCAAAGAUAUUGGAAGACACGAGUUUGGUAACACAAAAAGAUGCAAAUCAUCGUACAAUUUUGCAUUGGGCAGCGGUGAUGGGAAAGGAACGCUUGGUGGAAUUCUUGUUGAAAUUUAAAGAUUCCCCAUUUGAUGAGCCUGACGAUACCGAUGCGACACCACUAAUUUUGGCCACACUGAAGGGAUCAUUGCCGAUUUGCCGAAUGCUCAUCGAUCGUGGAGCCAAUGUUAACCAUCGAAAUUCGAAUGGCCAUACACCCAUUAAAUAUGCCGGUUCGAAAAACCAUAAAGAUCUGUUGUCGUAUUUACUUGAUCAUGGUGGCGAUCCAAAUGUACGAGACCAUAUAGGUGACACACCGUUGCAUCGGGUUGCUUCGAUGGAACAUCACGAAUGUCUUCGUAUUUUAUUGACACACCCCAAAUCAAGUCCAAUAAUUUUGAUCAACGCACAAAAUAAUCUGGGUAAUACUCCACUUCAUUUGGCCUGCGAAGGAGAUGACGCAACCGGUGCCAUUUUGCUCAUCGAUGCAGGGGCAUCAACGGAAAUCUGUAAUAAAGAAAAAGCCAGCCCACUCGAUGUGUGCAAACCACCGCUUAGACGAAAAUUGAUGGAACACAAAAAUAAAACUACCGCCAAUUGAAUGUUUACACUUUGUUGUUUACACACAUUAAAAUAAAUUGUUGAUGCCUAAAGGGACAAAAAUAUCAAAA